Caenorhabditis sp. 36 PRJEB53466 is the source of this 493-nucleotide messenger RNA. The record is from the annotation of a GenBank genome assembly. NCBI's taxonomy places the organism in Eukaryota, Metazoa, Nematoda, Chromadorea, Rhabditida, Rhabditidae.
AUGGACUUUGAUACCAACUACGUCAUCGCACCCGAUGAGUUCCGAAAUGAGGCCGAACGCUUCGUCACGAUCGCCUUUAUGCUCGUCAUUUUCGCGUUUUUCGCAAUGACACUGAUUGUGGCAAUUUUGGUCGGAUUACUCAAGGUUUGUUUACGCAUUAUGCCGCAAUACAAACAUGUUUUGCUAUAGAGCUUUUGAUAAUUUUCAACGGAGCGAACUUGCAGCCCCAAUGGUUCCGUCUGAAUAUCCAGCCGGACCAAGUGCCGACAAUGGCCGACUGCUCGUGCCUCAACGUGUGCUUCCCGUGCAAAUCGUGCUCGUUCCGGCGGUGUGUGAACGCUUGUUGUCCGAGAUUGGUAGGCUAUUUCGGUCAAUAAGUUUUUGUUAAUAGCAAGGUUUUUUGCAGAAUUUGAAACAACGCCUAAACUGCAUCGCAAUGUGUUGUAACCGCCCGGGACCCACUAGAAUUGAUCUUGUCUGUUGUUCGGUUUGA